Messenger RNA from Gambusia affinis (western mosquitofish), 2624 nucleotides. RefSeq lists its product as uncharacterized. The transcript is spliced from 17 exons. NCBI's taxonomy places the organism in Eukaryota, Metazoa, Chordata, Actinopteri, Cyprinodontiformes, Poeciliidae. Gene Ontology annotation, molecular function: metal ion binding. Gene Ontology annotation, biological process: superoxide metabolic process. The coding region runs from base 241 to 1872 and encodes 543 amino acids. The record is from RefSeq and is a predicted model, not a curated record.
CAGACGGGAAUUCAUCUGUGGGUUCAAUGGUUCUGCAGGAACAGCCAUUAUCACAGAGCAGCACGCUGCCAUGUGGACAGACGGACGAUAUUUCCUCCAGGCCAGCCAGCAGAUGGACAACAACUGGGCUCUGAUGAAGAUGGGACUGAAGGAGACACCGUCACAGGAGGACUGGCUGAUCAGCGUCCUGCCAGAAAACUCCAAAGUGGGAGUAGAUCCUUGGAUCAUUGCUGCUGCAUCAUGGGAAGAUCUGUCGUAGUCCACUACACCAAUGGAUCACGGAUGGUGUGUGCAAAUAUCUUACCAGACACCGAUAUAAAUGGACAUUGGACUCUUGCAAAGGGUACAUUUAAAGGAACAGUGUCUGGGACAAUCACACUGCGCCAGCAAGUGUUUCCUGAUGGGGGUAGCAGUGAUGUCACACUGAAUGUGGACCUCAAGUCAUCUGCAAGUCAAGGUAUUCCUGCGGCCUCCCUGUUUAUCACAAGCAGCCGUGUGAAUGCCACGAGCGGCUCGUGCACCAGCGUGGGAGACACUUUCAACCCCUUCAACAUGAAACUACUGAGCUCCAGCUGUUCGCUCCAAAACCAGUUGAGCUGUGCGGUGGGGGAAUUUUCUGCAAGGCAAGGCAAUGUCAGUCUGACAGGGAGAGAAGUUUACACUGACAGCAACAUCCAGCUCUCAGGAGACCACACAGUUGUCUACAGGUCUCUUGUGCUGACGAGUGGCAACAACAUCCUUGGGUGUGCCAACAUCCUCCCAGAAUCCCCGUCUGCAAAACAGACCUUUAUUAAAGUGAGAUCCUUUAGCCGGUAUGAUUUCCGAAGGAGAGUUGCAGAUGUUCUGCAGGCAGAAAUGGCGAGGAUAACCAUCUUGCCCGGCUCUCCCUUCUUUACAAAACGUGGCAAGUGCCAAACGGUCAACUUCAUGGUGUCGGGAAAUGUCAGCACACAACUUCUUAAGUCCGUUGAAAGCAGCCAGCUGAUGGGCCCGUUCAGAGGAAAAGGCCGAUGUGGAAGUGAGUGCCGUUCUGAUUUCUCCAGAAACUUCUGCAGGACAGCUGGUGCUGCUGGAAAUCUUCUCACUGUGUCUGAUGUGUGCUGCUGCCUUCCUGCUGCCGUCUGCAGCCUCUUUAUAAAAGCAGGGGAGCUUCUGCGGCUUCUUCGGCAGGCAAUGAGGAACUGCAAAUAUUUCUCAGAGCCAAUCAAUGCUUACAUAGUCCCAUCUGGAGAUGCACAUCAGAGUGAAUACAUUGCACCAUGUGACUGCAGACGGGAAUUCAUCUGUGGGUUCAAUGGUUCUGCAGUUUUGGACGCCGAUGGCAGCAAAAUGAGCGGAGCCCCGAUGGCGGAGAGACUCCAUCUGAACAGGACGAUGGGUUUCGAACCACAGGACGGGGAGGCGGACACGCCCAUGUCUGAGGUCAGAGUGUUCAACAUCGUCAUCAUCGGCCUGGCCUUGUUCGUUCUCGUCGUCACCGGCCUGUACUGCAUCAGCAUCUGCUACAGCCGCAGCAGGCAGUCAAAGAGAGCCCUUAUUUACGAGAGCGCCGUGACUCGUGACGAGAAGGAAAGUCCAGUGGCGGUCAAAGCUGUGAAGAGGUCGACCAGCUUCAUCAACCCUCUGGCGUUCUUCAGGAGGCCCGAGGCUGCGAAGGACAACUCCAGAGUCUACUUUAUCUACAGUAACCCUCUGCCCGUGGGACUGAACGAGGAAGAGGAGGAGGAGCACAAAAAAGCCACCACCAUUAACACCAGCAGUAGACCGCAGCAGCAGACUUUGCUGACAAUGCCGCCAUCGUUACGAGAGUACGCCAGCGACCCCAGCAGCGGAUUCAUCCUGGACUCUCCCAUAUUUUACAUGCAGCUUUAAACAGUUAGAAGAAAAGCAUCGGCUAUGAAGUUAGUCUCGUCUGUAGCUUUGUCCACUGUCCACUAUCAGAACCUUGUAGGUUAAAGCGGUGCUCCCCAACCUUCUUGUUAAGACUUCGCAAAUUUGCUGCGGACCGGGGAGAGGGCUGCGCGCGCGUAGGCAGGAGACCAAAACCGAUGCUGUUUGUGGGCUCAAUGUUGCCGCGCAAGACGUAACCGACAGAAUCCGGUUAAAGGAUUUUCAAAAUAAAAGAUCCUCCAGACUCAAUACACAACACGAAAAUAUUUAAUUACUUCUUGCGCGGCCCGAAACCAAUUGGUCCACGGACCGGUGGUUGGGGACCACUGGGUUAAAGGAUUCAUCUUCCGUUUCAUUAACUCAGUGCAAAAAUGCAAGAGCCAGGAGAAAAGUUUUGACUUUAUGAUGACCCGGACUCAAAAUACGAGUCAUGGCCGUGUAAUUCUUUUAUUUAAAAAAUCCCACAACAAUAUCUCCAUAAGGACAAAUGUAUUAAGUUAACUUUUCUCUUUUUUUCCCCCCCUUUUUAGCAAACAACAUUGAAAUGGAUAGUUGUGGUAAAAUCAACAUGUUUUCCUAUCGUUUCCUUUUAAGUCUAGUUUUUGUUUCUCCAUGUUGAUUAGGACUAAUUUUUAACAUUAAAGGUUAUUUUGUAUUCAUUGAUUUAAAAAUACCUUGUUAUAGUGCCUAAAUACAACUCAUUUGUAAACACUAAUAAAACCGUUAUUGUAAUA